UCAGGGACGCGCGGGCAUUCGGAGGUAGUCGUAUUAUACCGUGUGGAACUGUGUGGAACAGGGAGGCAGCUAGCAGCAGCGACGGCAGUAGCAGUAGUAUCACCGAUAGUGAGCAACGCUGGCGGACAACUAUUAUCACGGGCUUUUUCGUAGUCGGUCGACGAGAUUCGUGGGGUGUCGUCGUGCGGUGAGAAACGGUGAUUCGUAAAAAGUGAAAACACUUUGCGCGAGCGAACGACACGCCGUUGGGCAUCGUGCGCUGCGACGGACAAGCGAGGUGGUGUGGUGUGAGUCGGUGCGCACAUACACACGCGCAUCUACGUGCACGCACACACGUGUACGUUCACAUACGCGCGCAACCAGCCGGAGCGUGUAUAUAGGUGUGACUGCGCAGUCGCCAUAUGCGGCAUGAUGGGCAGAUUGAAAUAAGCAUGGAUGUAAAAUGGCAAAGAAAAAGAACAAUUUGCAAUUGAAUACUACCAGCGAAAGCUACUUUUUCUAAAAGAACGUCUGUAUUCUAAUUACGCAAAAGUAUAAGGAAACAUGACAGAUGUUAAACCGAUUGGAAUUUCGACAUCACAAGCACAACCACAAUCGCAAUCACAGCAGCCGCAACAAGCGCAGCAGCAACAAAUGAUGAUCGCGACUCAUGACCUGCAGCAACAACAGCAGAAUGUCCAGCCGCAGCAACAGCAUGUACAGCAGUCGCAGCAACCUCAACAGGUUCAGCAACAACCUCAGGUGCAGCAGCAGCAAGUUCAGCCGCAGCAGCAGAUGCAGUCGCAGGUCCAGUCGCAACAGCAGAUGCAAGUUCAACAGCAAGUGCAACAACAGGUACAGCAACAAGUCCAGCAGCAACAACAGCAGCAGCAGCAACAACAACAACAGCCACAGCAGCCACAACAACAGCAGCAAAAUAACGGAACUCACAAUGUUGUUCCUACUCAAGUACAAGUUCAGCCACAGGUUGCUGCCAGCAUGCCGCAACAAUUGCAGGGAGCUGUUGCGGUAUCGAUGCAACAUCAGCAGCAACAGGGAGUAGGAGGUGUGUCCAUGACAUUAUCUGGUCAACAAGGUGCAACCACCAUAACUACGAUGGCUGCACAUCCACAAGCGGUCCAAGUGAUUCAACAGCCGAUUCAGAGUCAAGCUUAUCAUUUACAACAAUUGUAUAAUACUCAAGGUGCACCUUUAUUGAUGCCAGGAAACUUAGCACUCCAUCCGGCAGGCAUAAAUCCCUCUUCUAUUCAGGUAAUAACAGCUGGAAAGCCAUUUCAGUCUGCAGCUCAACUCACUCCUCACAUGUUGGCUACGACAUCCACGCCUGGACAAGGAGGUGCUCAUCCAAAUGCCGGUGGCACCAAAGUCCCGGGAUUUCCGGCCGGCUAUUUACCAGUACCUACAUCCGCUCCCGGUGCCGGACAGACGCUAGUGUUCGGUCAACUUGGUGUAUUAGGUUCUCCACAACCACCACCCUCAUUACAGCAGCAGCAACAGCAGCAAUCCACGAAUAAGCAAGACCAAGUACAAAAGUAUACAGCGUGCACCACUGGAACACCUUCAGGUGGAAGAACUGGUGGUAUGCAGUUUGCGCCCUGGCAAUUCGCACCUCAAGUAUGGGCCACCGGAUUGCAACAACCGACUCUGCUCACUGCCGCGCCUAAUCAAAUAUUCAUUCGCGGUCCCACACAAACUGAUAUGUUUAUACAAAGUCCACAGCCGAUACAGGCGCACAAUGCUCUCGCGACACAGCAACAGAUACAAGGUGUACAACAGAUAACAGCUACUGGUGGAAAACCUGCUAAAGUGAUGGAAAUCCAGCAACAGCAGUCUCAACAAGGUAAACCGAAUACAACUAUACAGCGACCGUUGAGUAUCUUGCCGUCGUCUUUGGCUGCCAAUAUACGGGCCGCCAGUUCCGUCUCCACACAAACUGUUUAUGGAGUACAAGCUACAGUACAAGCACAGAGUAAAGGUAACAACGCUACCGGGAAAGGCCGUGGCAAGCCGAUACAACCUCCACAACAGCAGCAACAGCAAGCCCAACCAACGAUACAGCAACAGCCAGUCUUCAUACAACAGAAGCAACAUACGCAACAGCAACAGCAGCAAUUACAACAACAGUAUCAACAAGUGCAAUCGUCUCAAUUACAGACUAAGCCUAUCAUGACAAAUAUGACGUUGCAACAACCACCACCUGGCGUUGUCCUAGGAGCGGAUCGUUCAAUUAUGCCGGUAGUCUCGGUAGGCGGAGUUGGAGUUGGGGUUGGGAUCGCUGCUACAUCGCAGAUGAAUCCAAUGCCACAAACUGCGAUGUCGACUAUGCAACAACUUCCUUUACCGGCCCUUAAUCCAACGAUUAUUGGCAAUCAACUAAUAAGCAGUGCGUCGCAGGUUCAAGCGAUGCCAAUCGUGAAUGCAACACAGGAUCAAUCAACGCACGAUAACAACUCGACGAUAAUGAUCACGUCGCCGGAUCGUAAUUCGCAGGCUGAGUGCUCUCUGAUAUUACCGUCUACCACGAAUUCUCCGUUAAUAACUGAUGAUAGCGUAAAGCUAACUACGAAAAAAGAAGACGUACCUAUUCCUAUGGAAGAUAUCACGGCACCACUUCAGUCAGAAAUAACGGAUGGAGAUCAAUGUAAAACGACAGUAAAGGACGAUGAAACGAUUGCUCCAAAAGUGGAUGAGAAACAGUGCAAUAACCCGUUAGCAGGGCUUGCCAAUACAGUGAACGCUAUUACGAAUGGUGUUGUGGUCAGCGAUGACUCACAAAUUAUACCGAUCUCCGCAACAGUCAUAGUGAAUAAUAAUAAACAAGCGCCGCCUAAAGCCAUGGUGAAACCGCAGGUUCUUACACAUGUGAUAGAAGGAUUUGUGAUACAGGAAGCAUCAGAACCGUUCGCGGUGAGUCAAGAAACUACUAAUAUCCUUAAUCGGAAUAAUACGAUCACAGAAAAAGACAUACACGAAGAACCUCCAAAAAAGAAACUUUGUUCUUAUUCGAACGAAGAUGAUGGAACCAGUGAUCAAGAUAAUAAAUGUGAAAGCUGCGGUAAUACGAUUGACGAACAGAACGUCAGGUUAAAGAAAGAAAAGCGAUUCUGCUCAUCGAUGUGUGCAAAGAGUAAAAAACGUGAAGCACGAGAGCGCGAUGGGACGGAGAAACAGUGGAUUGAAAUAGAGACUGAAACUAAAACUAUUGACAAUGAUAUGAUGAAGAAAAACGGCGAGGAGAGGUCUUUAUCUGCGACUACUACAUCCUCUAUUGAUGAAUCACUGCCGAAAGUGAAUCCGAUUAAAUGGACGGUGGGUGAAGUGUGCGAGUUCAUACGCGGUCUACCAGGAUGUGCUGAUUAUGCAGAGGACUUUGCUAUUCAGGAAAUUGAUGGCCAAGCUCUUAUGCUACUGAAGGAAGACCAUCUUAUGUCGGCGAUGAGCAUAAAGUUAGGUCCAGCAUUAAAAAUUGUUGCCAAAAUCGAUUCAAUGCGCGUAGAAUCGAACUUAAAUCCUUCGAAUAAUUCAUAACCGUUCUAUGUAUCAAUAGAUUUCCAAAAUGUGUUUCCAGAACGUUUCUAACCUAUGAGCUACAGGGCUUGUGCAAGUAUUUGAUUGAAUGUAAAUGUAUAGGAAGGAUCAAACGUCUUAAUUACGUGAAGUAUCUGAAUGUAUGAACGAUUUCCAUAUUGGUAUAUUUUAUCAAAUUUGGAU
Messenger RNA from Mycetomoellerius zeteki, 3711 nucleotides. RefSeq names its product polyhomeotic-like protein 2. Gene Ontology annotation, molecular function: protein binding. The coding region runs from base 544 to 3528 and encodes 994 amino acids. The record is from RefSeq and is a predicted model, not a curated record. The transcript has 14 exons. Lineage: Eukaryota; Metazoa; Arthropoda; Insecta; Hymenoptera; Formicidae.